This is a messenger RNA of Sphaerodactylus townsendi, 1969 nucleotides long. It is a transcript of the gene HOXC11, whose product is annotated as homeobox C11. Gene Ontology annotation, cellular component: nucleus. The record is from RefSeq and is a predicted model, not a curated record. Lineage: Eukaryota; Metazoa; Chordata; Lepidosauria; Squamata; Sphaerodactylidae. Bases 268 to 1179 code for a protein of 303 amino acids. The transcript has 2 exons. Gene Ontology annotation, biological process: anatomical structure development; regulation of transcription by RNA polymerase II. Gene Ontology annotation, molecular function: RNA polymerase II cis-regulatory region sequence-specific DNA binding; DNA-binding transcription factor activity, RNA polymerase II-specific.
GAAAAUGAACACAAAUCUGCGAUUGAUUUUCAUAAUGUUUCUGCGGUGUUUGAAAACCAAUCGUUUGAACCUCUGAGAUCUUACCUAAGUGAACCACUCCUACGCUUCUAAGUGCUCUAAACUGAUAUAUGACAAUAUCUACUUUGGAUCACGUGUCCUGGAGAGAGCGACUAAGACGGAUCGCGCGUCAUCUCGCCUUCCCAAAUUUUUCCCCCUCUGCACCUCGGAUCCAAAACGUCUAUCUAUAGGAGCCAGAAACGGAGAAAGAUGUUUAACUCAGUGAACCUGGGCAACUUCUGCUCGCAGUCGCGCAAAGAGCGGAGCGCCGACUUUGGGGAGCGAGCAGGUUGCGCUUCCAACCUCUACCUCCCCAGCUGCACCUAUUACGUCCCAGAAUUUUCGACUGUGUCAUCUUUCCUGCCACAGGCCCCCUCUCGCCAAAUCUCCUACCCUUACUCCGCCAACCUCUCCCAAGUGCAGCCCGUGCGCGAGGUCUCCUACGGGCUAGACCCGGCCAAUAAAUGGCACCAUAGAAGCAAUUACGCCUCGUGCUACUCCGCAGAGGAGCUGAUGCACCGCGACUGCCUCCCGCCUGCCACCAUGACAGAGAUGCUCAUGAAAAACGAGAGCGCCUACAGCCACCACCACCACCCGGCCACCAACCACCCGGCGUCCACGGGCUUCUACUCCAGCAUGAACAAGAACAGCGUCCUCCCGCAAGGCUUCGACCGCUUCUUCGAGAACGCCUACUGCGCCACCGAGACCCCGACGGAGCCCUGCCUGCAGAAGGGCGACCCCAAGCUGGAGACGGACCCCCAGCCCGGCGCGCUGCCGUCCCGCGGCGACCAAGGCGUGGACCCGGAAGACGAGGAAGAAAACACCAACCCGGGCUCCUCUGCCUCCUCUUCCUCUGUCAACAAGGAAGGCAGCAAAGCCAGCAACUCCAGUGCCCCCCGCACGAGGAAGAAGCGCUGCCCUUACUCGAAAUUCCAAAUCAGAGAGCUAGAGAGAGAAUUCUUCUUCAAUGUCUAUAUAAACAAAGAGAAAAGGCUGCAGCUGUCUAGGAUGUUGAACCUCACCGACCGACAGGUUAAAAUUUGGUUUCAGAACAGAAGGAUGAAAGAAAAAAAACUAAGCAGAGACCGCCUGCAGUAUUUCUCUGGAAACCCCUUAUUGUGAAACUCUUUUGUAAAAAGAAGAAAAAAAGUAUCAAAAAUAAACAUAAAGAAAUGCCCUCUCGCUUCUUGAAGUACUCUGUGUAGGACGAAGGAGCUCUGCAAAACCAGCUUGGACUGUGGAGGCGACCAGCGACCCUCAGAGUUUUAAGCCUUUCCCUUCUCUGUCUUUGUAUGUUCGGGACCUGGUCGGCUAAACAGAAACAAGGAGUCACACAAGCUACCCUCCCCCUCCCCCCUGACCUAAACGUUGAAAGGACCUGAAGACUGUAUGAACUACACUUUUUUUUAAUUUAACGUUUAGUCUCGAAGAAUUGGAAUUAUUAUUAUUAUUUUAAUUAUUAUUCCCCACCCCCUCCGGCCUCGUCGCCCUCUCGUCUGUCCUCUGUGUUCGACGGAACAGCACAGCGUUGUGUGAGCAUCUGGGUUCCCCCUGUCCUGCUUCUGAAACGCAGGUCAUGCUCUGGCUUCUCAAAAGCACCCCCCCCCCAAGACUUUCCCUGGGAGGGGGCGUUGGGCGAGGGUGCUGCAGAUGGGUGUGCAUGUGGAUCUGCCCACACGUGUUCAUCCGUGCACGCAUGCACUCCUCUGGGUUCCUCUUCUGUACAUGUCAAGGACUGUUGUUGGUUUGAAAACUUAUUUAAAUAAUCUUUCCAGGAAUCCAUUUCACUCGAACGGGGUAAUUUUCAUUGUAUCUUUUAUAUAUUCAUGUUCUAUGCAGUCCCGGAUUUUUGUUUAUUUUAUUUUAUUUUAUUUUAUUUUUGCAUCUGGGGCAGGGUGAGGGGUGGGGGAUG